Castor canadensis (American beaver) is the source of this 1917-nucleotide messenger RNA. Lineage: Eukaryota; Metazoa; Chordata; Mammalia; Rodentia; Castoridae. The record is from RefSeq and is a predicted model, not a curated record.
CAAAAUGUAUGGUCAAUAGGUAAAUCUGAAGGAUGAACAAGCCAUUGAAUGUUUAAAAAAUUGGUUUAGCUACCUUAAAGUUGGGGGGAGGCACCUCAUUACAGCACCAUCAAGUUUCACAAGAGUAAAGUCAGUGAUUUCCCCUCCUGUGGAGUCACAUUUUUUAAAAAGGUUUCAGUGACAAAGAGUUGGAGGGUGAGGAGCUACAGAGUCUCAGGCCCAUGGCUCCAGAGGCCAUAACAGAGAAGAGUCUAGGGCUUUCAUCCAACCCCACAGACACCAGAAAGAAGGAAAGACAGUUGGGAGGAUAGCAGAUUGUGUAUGACUGUUUCUGAGAAAGCUGGUGGCAUGGCCAAGAGUGGCCUUGCAAGAGGAGGAGUUCUAGAAAGAACACUGUAAAGAAAAAGCGAAUAACUCUCCCCAUACCUCUUUUUCUUCUUUUUGUAGGUUAUUUCUUAUGAGGGUCAUGGAUAUCCCCUAUCUAAACUUAGAAGGACCAGACUUGCAACCUAAACGUGAUCACGUUCUCCAUGUGACAUUCCCUAAAGAAUGGAAAACCAGUGACCUUUACCAGCUUUUCAGUGCCUUCGGUAACAUUCAGAUAUCCUGGAUUGAUGACACAUCGGCCUUUGUCUCUCUUAGCCAGCCUCAACUCGUACAAAUUGCUGUCAAUACAAGCAAAUAUGCAGAAAGCUACCGGAUCCAGACCUAUGCAGAAUAUGUGGGGAAAAAACAGGAGGAGAAACAGAUCAAGAGGAAGUGGACAGAAGACAGUUGGCAGGGCAUGGAGGGAAAGCAGCCGAGCACACAGAGCUUGUCCCACGGGCUGCAGAAUCACAACUACCAUACCAACAGCUUUUCAGCCACCAGCACAGCAGGAAAGAGAAAUUUGAGUACUGGUCCAGGACAAGCUGGCUUGGAGGACGGAGUAUCAGGGGAGAUUUCUGACUCUGAGCUGGAACAGACAGAUUCCUGUGCAGAAUCCCUCUCAGAGGGAAGGAAAAAGGCCAAGAAAUUGAAAAGAAUGAAGAAAGAGCUUUCUCUGGCAGGAAGCCGAGCGGACAGCCCUGCCAAGCUCUUUGAAGUCCCUGACACGUGGUAACCAAGGCCUGAGUAAAGCCACCACUGGUGCCAGCGCUGAGGAAGAGCAACAAGCACAUCUGGAAGCCAUGCUGUAUUGUAUUUAAUAAAAUGUGGCGUGGGGGGACCAAGACUGUCUCCUGGAAAGACCAGUUUUUAUUUUGGUGGCUGUUUCUUUUUCAUUUUUAAUCAAAACUAACUUGACAAGCACCACAGUCUGGGCUGGCGGGAACACGUGUGUCAUUGACCCGUUCGUCACGUACCACUCUGCUCGUGGGAGGCCUUUCCUGUGGCUCAGUGUUUGAGAAUCCACCCGACUGGGAGCCGAGCUUCAGGGUGCUCUGGUCGCCUGUUCUGGGCUGAGCUCUUUCCUGCUGAGGAAGGUGCUAGCCCAUCCUCUCCUGCUCAGACUAUGGGACCAUGGCAGGUUGAGGUCACAAUCUUAUUCUGGGGAAAGAGUGUAGCCGCUGCUUCCCGCCCUAGCUGCCUGAAGGCAGCAUCCCGGCUUGUCUUGCCCGUAGGAAGACAUCCUCUGGUGUCGACAUGGGAGAGCUCAGCAGGUGCCUCGUUACCUUUCCUGAGAUACUAGCUCUCGGGGAUAUUGCAGUAUUUCGUCCCUCUGGUCUUACGUGCAGCACUGGGCUCCCUUUGCAGCAGCUCCACCCGCUCCUCUCCUGUUUGUGUGUGUGUGUGCGUGCAUCCAUGUGCAUGUGUGAGUAACAUCAUGACCAGCUGCACAGAUCAGCCCUUCGUGUGAACAGCACCACAGUGACAACCUCAACCUUCAGCAGUCUGCUUCUGGUAGAUCAUUGUUACAUAUGCAACAUUUUUGUAUGU